Molecule: messenger RNA, 312 nt
Organism: Venustampulla echinocandica
Lineage: Eukaryota; Fungi; Ascomycota; Leotiomycetes; Helotiales; Pleuroascaceae
Exons: 1
Coding region: 1-312 (103 amino acids)
Source: RefSeq, a predicted model, not a curated record
AUGGCCCUGGUUAGUAUCGUUUGCGUCUGGAUGAUUGCCGGGCUAUUUAACAAUUAUCCGGUAGGCUAUAAGUUGAACCCAAAAGUUACUACCAAAAUUAUAGCACGUAGAGAAGCGUUGGAGAAAUAUUCAAUACCUACUAUGGAGCAAUUCGAGGCUGAACUUGCCGAAGAAGAAGCUAACGAUAGAGUUAACUUGCUUAAGGUCCGAGAUAUAAAACGACGUUUUGGCAUCUUUAAGACCCAAAGGGCCGAAAUGUUCCGAGAGGAAGAUGAGGCUAGAGAGCAAGCUGGCCCGUGGAGGUGUGGAUAG